Mucor velutinosus is the source of this 3450-nucleotide messenger RNA. RefSeq lists its product as uncharacterized. The record is from RefSeq and is a predicted model, not a curated record. Gene Ontology annotation, biological process: spindle elongation; mitotic spindle organization; microtubule-based movement. The coding region runs from base 1 to 3450 and encodes 1149 amino acids. The transcript has 7 exons. Gene Ontology annotation, molecular function: microtubule binding; ATP binding; microtubule motor activity. Lineage: Eukaryota; Fungi; Mucoromycota; Mucoromycetes; Mucorales; Mucoraceae. Gene Ontology annotation, cellular component: microtubule associated complex.
AUGAUAGCUUCAUCAUCGUCUGUUCGAGUGGCAGUGAGAAUUCGACCUCUCACAGAGAAUGAAAAGCAGCAUUGUCAAAAUAAUGCAAUUGCAUUUAUACCAGACAACCAGCAGCAGAUCAUUGUAGGCGGAGACAGGCCAUUCACGUUUGAUUAUGUGUAUCCACCCACGUCGUCGCAGCAAGAUGUGUACAAUUCAUGCGUUAUUCCUCUGCUCAACAAGUUUAUCAAAGGCUACAAUUCCACCAUAUUAGCAUACGGCCAAACAGGAAGUGGAAAGACUUACAGUAUGGGCAUUGGCCUCGACUCGGUCAUGAAUGCGUCUACCAAUGAUGGCAUUGUUCCAAGAUUUAUUGAUUCGCUGUUUUGCUCUCUGGAAUCCAAGAGAUCACAGAAUUACUCUUUUCAAGUUUGUGUCUCCUUUCUGGAGCUGCACAACGAGGAUCUUGUCGAUCUCUUGUGUCCCAAUGUCAAAAGCAGAAGAGAAGGCCUCAACUUGACAAUACGAGAAGACAGCCAUGGCAAUAUAUGCUGGUCUGGUGUCAGAGAGGAAAGCGUUUCCAACACAACCGAGCUGAUGGGCCUGAUACGAAAGGGAUCCAUUGCACGCACCACAGCGUCAACAGACAUGAACAGCACUUCCUCAAGAUCUCACGCUAUAUUCUCAAUUAUACUCAAGCAGUUUCAGGUCGAAUCAGCAGACGAGACGCUUGUUGAAAACACAGCCUUACCUGACCACACGAAUGCAUCCAGUUCAGCAGCACAGACGACAAAGCGAUUGGUGUCAAAGUUCCAUUUUGUGGACCUGGCUGGAUCAGAAAGGCUGAAAAGAACUAAUGCCGUGGGAGACAGGGCAAAAGAGGGCAUCUCUAUUAAUACCGGUUUAUUAGCAUUGGGGAACGUUAUUUCGGCCUUGGGGGAUGAGUCUCGUCGUGUGUCUCAUAUACCAUAUCGGGACUCCAAGCUAACAAGACUCUUGCAAGACAGCUUGGGUGGUAAUAGUCAAACAUUGAUGCUAGCAUGUGCCUCACCUGCCGAUGCCAACAUGACAGAGACAUUGAAUACACUGAAAUAUGCUAAUAGAGCUAGGAAUAUCCGCAAUAGAGUUAUCAUCAAUCAAGAAAUAGGAGAAUCAGAUCGUCUCAAGGCCACCAUCACGCGGCUGAAAGAGGAACUCAGGGGCACAGAUGAUUUUCUUCGUGCAGUGAAUGAUGAGAUGGACAGCCUCAAGUCCCAAGUGGGGUCCCUUCAUCAUACACUAGAUCAAACAACUUUUGAACUGGCCUCGGUCAAGUAUGAGCGCGAUACCUACAAGCAUCAGUUGAGAGGUAGUGGUCAGCCGUUUGUUCAAGAGGCACUCAUUCAAGAGUAUGCAAAUACGAUUGAAUCACUGCGAAGAGAGCUACUCCAAUCACAGCAGCUACUCAAUCAACAACAACAACAGCAGCAGUCUGCUGCAUUAUACGCCACCUCACUACAGAUUGAUCAUAUCGAUUCAUCGGCUACCUUGGUCGGAUCAACCCAUUCCUACACCAGUGCCUCACAAUCACCCCUGCUUGGCAAGGAGAGUCCUUCAGAGAAAACGAAUAGAAAAAAGAAGCACAGCUACAAAUUUGGCAGUAAAAGAUCAAAGACAAUCCGACGAAGAAGCAUCUCUUCAUUGACGCUAAGCAGCAAUACAACAUCACCGAAGCAAAUGCGAGGCGUCGACAUUUUGACUCAAAAGAGCGUGAAUGAACUGAAUGAAAACCCGAUCUUACAAGAAGCCAAAAAGAGCAUGCAAAAAGAGACAGAGUUCCUCCAAUCUGCCAGGAUCUCAAUAGCUCAUCAAAAUAGCACUUCAUGGGAGUUCAAAACCAACGACAUGGGCCAAAACCCUAAAUCACUACAAUAUAGAAGACGCACAGUAGACAUUACGCCACCCACAAUUCCUGUAGCAGCCGUAUUACAAAACGAUUAUAUCAGCGAGAACAAGCGACUCUUGCAAAAGUUAAGCAGUGCCAUCGAGAGCAAGCAUCUGUUGAUCCGCCAAUUAGAGAAAUGCGAAAAACUACGCGUAGAUCAAGUAAAACAAUUGAACCGCAAACUGCAAGACAUUACUGCCAAAAAGACAACAGUUGUUUCGCAGUACAAGCGCGAACUAGCAGAGCUACGAAACCAAUACGAAUGCCGCAUCAAAAAGCAACAAGUAGAGCAGCAAACACUACGACGCAAGCACAUGCAAUUGAUCGGCAAAUCAGAUACAAUGCGAAACCAGAAUCAGUCAGUAAUAGAUCAAUUGAACAGAAACAUGGAAAAACUGACGCACGAAAAGAAGAAACUGAUCAAGCGAUUGAAAUUGGAAUCUGACAGAGCACGAGAGAAGGCGUUGGAGAAUGGCAAGGAGACUUCAAAGAUGAAGAGACAAGAAGCACAGCUUGUCUCGGCCAGAAAACGAUUGGAAAGAGAACUUUUGCAGCAGAAAUCAGCGUCAAAACGAGCUACAGAAGAGAUUGUUGCACUGAAUGGACAGAUGAAGCAAAUUGCUGUCAUUUUGAAGAAAGUGUUGGCUAAUCAGGGCAAGAAAGCACUAGCUGGAAGUGCUGUUACGGAUCGCAACUUGUUGGCCAAGGCAGCAGCGUGUGCCAAUGUCAGAGGGUACCUUGUGAAACAAAACGCUGUUAAAAAGGUCGGCGGCAAGUUUAAGGUUACAUCUUUGCAACAACAAGUGUAUCAGAAAAAGAAGCUUAUUCACAGGGCUAUUACACUGUAUGUGAGAAACCAGUCCAAUGCAAAAGUGAGUGAAGAGCUGAUACAAAAGCGAGAUAGGCUUAGAGAAGAGCAAAGAGAGCUCUUGGCAGAACGGCAGUUGAUCUUGAAGGAAGAGCGAAAAUCAAGCACAGAAUGCACUUUGAAUGAACCUCAGUAUAUGGAUGAACGCAUUGAUCUUAUCACACUACAAGUCGACACAUUGAACCAACAGAUUUCACAUAUCUUGGAGCAAAAGCAAUCUGAUGACGAUGAACUAGACGAAAAGAACUGGAUGGACAUCAUAGACAAAGACCUUCAGAUUGAUUUCUUUGACCCUGCGACAGACUCACAGGUAGCAUACGAAAUUGCGCUCUCACUGAUUCGAUCCAUGCAGCCUGAAGAAGCUCGACUUAUAUCAGAAUCUUUACUAGAGGAUAUCAUAUUAUUGAAAACAGAUCAAUCAACCAGUUCAACACUUGUGCGUCAUUUGAACAGCAUGCUGUAUUCAUUGCAAACAGGGCUUGUGCAGAUGAGAAGAGCAGUGAUGCCAUCCGAGCCAACAUGGCGACAGUUGUCAUGUAGUGUUGCCACGACAACAGCAGCUGUAGCAGCACCUGAUACCAUCAAAGCCGCAGAUUUGCUGACACCACUGGACUCUGUGUUCAUCAAGGUAUUAUCCAGACCUGUAGAUAUUAGAUCUGGACUGGUGUUACCCAAAUAA